Messenger RNA from Cladophialophora immunda, 2222 nucleotides. RefSeq lists its product as uncharacterized. The transcript has a single exon. The record is from RefSeq and is a predicted model, not a curated record. Bases 569 to 1495 code for a protein of 308 amino acids. NCBI's taxonomy places the organism in Eukaryota, Fungi, Ascomycota, Eurotiomycetes, Chaetothyriales, Herpotrichiellaceae.
AAUUCAUGGGGGUUUCUGGGCUUCUGGGCUGCUGGGCUUCUCGUGCCUUGUUCCUGUCUGUCCCUCUUUUCUUGUCCCGCCUACGCCUCCGACAUGUAUUCGUCGUUGGCCUCGCCCUCGCCUUCGCCUUUGUUCUUCUUGUCAAUGGGCUCAACCAACUACUGGUAGGGGAAAAGCCAAUCCCUCUCUCCAGCUAUCGACCUCCCGACCUCAUCUUGGUCCUCGUCGGCUCUCCUCUCGACCUCUCUUCUCCUUCCCCCGCCAUCACCUCUCAUUCUCCGUGUUCUCUAGAUGUCCAUCGCACAGACAUGAAUCCAAACGUGAGCUCACCGCUAUCUCGAAGCCACACUGCUUUUCCUUGUCUCCUACCCGAUCCACGUCAAAGGUCACACUUCGAGUCGCAGCGCACAUAAGCCUCCCCACCAGCACGCACCUCCUGUUCCCAUGAUCGAUCGACCUGUGCCCGGAUAAUCUGCGACCGACUUCAAUGCAACUGACUGCCAUCUCUCCCUACGUUCGAUCCCACUGCAUGAGCUGCCCUUCACGGGCCUAGUGUGUUCCUGCAGUCAUGCCAUUUUGUUUCGGAAGUCAAGACGAAGAGCCAAAAGACGAAUACGACCAGAUCCCCUUUGGUCUCAAAUGGCGCAUGCAUUGGGGAAAAAAAGAGACCGACCCUCGGACUGGCGAAACGGUGCUCCGCCUCAGCAACAACCGAAUCCUCAAGACCCAUUGUGCCAAUACCGAGUAUCAAGCCUUGAUGCUGAUCGACCGACACACUUCAGUUCCCUCGUACAAGGUCCUCGCGGUAUACAAUAGACCGGAGGGGAAGGUGGUUGAAUAUGAAGCUUAUCCAGGGAAGCCCUUGGAUCAAGUAUGGUCGUCCAUGUCUGCCCAUAAACAGAACAAGAUUGUGGCAGAUCUAGGGCGUUUUGUGGACCAACUCAGAAAGAUGCAACCACCCAAACAAUGCGUCGUGGGGGAUGCCACCUUGGGGGCUGCGCUGGACCACCGAUUCGGCUCCGGACGUAUAGGGCCCUUCUUUUCAAUUGAAGCGUUUCAAGAGUUCGAGCGGAGAGGCCACCCGACGGACGAUUUUCCCGAGAAGGAGAUCCAAAUGGUUCAUGCACCCAAGAAACCAUACCAACUCAAAUUCACUCAUGCGAGUCUCUGUCCCCAAAACAUUUUGGUAGACGAUGCCGGUCGGAUAUGUGCCUUGAUAGGUUGGGAGUCGGCCGGAUGGUAUCCUGAGUACUGGGAGUACACUCAGAUGUGCCAUUUGACGUCAAAGACGAUGGGGGACUGGCUCGAAGCCAUGCGCGGAGUGAUACCACCCUAUGACCAAGAGCUGGCGUGCGAAGAAGCGCUCCGUGCCAGAUAUACCAGCUCGAUCUAUGAUGCACCGAGGAGUAUAAGAGCCCCGAGUCCUUCGCCAAGUGAAUUACAGGCGGAGCAGCAAGAAAUCGAUGAUAAGAAUACCGAGGACACCAGUGGCUAGGCCCUUCACACCAUGGGAAUUCUCAAAUUACAGUUUGAUGACCUUGAGGAGCUCGCGCUGAUCAGGGUGUUUUGUCACAUUUGGACAAACCAUGUCUAAAAAAAAGCACAGUACGCCAUACGCGAAAAGAUCUUACAGAUUGGAGCCAUGAAACGAAGGCACUUGACGGCUGGCCUAUGUCGAGGGAGGAAUCGGGAUGCUGCUCCAAAUUAGAGGCUGAGCCAAACGCAGGACAGAAAUGCAAAUACACGCUCCUGCAUCAUGAAGCCGAAGCGCAUGUAUGGGAUGAGGUGCCAAUAUCUGCCAAGUGGACAAGCCGUGGCUAUUUGCUCCCCUUGUGUUGAGUUGGAGUCUUGCCAUCGGUGUGCUUUUUUACAAGCGAUGCUGGUAUAGUGAUGGCACUUUUCGAUUAUUAUUUUUGUUUGUCUGAUGCACAGCGAAGGCGUUGGGGUAUAAACCAUGGGUGUGGGAAUAACAGGCAACGAGAGGCCAGCGAUUGGGAUUGUGAAUCGCUUAAUACGUUGGGCGGCAACUCGUCUGCUCUAGCACAGGAGGCAAGGCGAGAUACAUCACGCCCGAUUGGAAAUUUGAGGGAUGGCGAAGGUGCAGAAUUUCCGUUGUGAUAGAUGGGGACUGGGACAAUUGAGUGGAUUGACAGGCCAAUACAUAUCCUCCGUGCAUACACCCUUUGGACACCAUGCCCUGAGUCUGGUUCGUAGCAAUCUCG